Molecule: messenger RNA, 1914 nt
Organism: Caretta caretta (loggerhead turtle)
Lineage: Eukaryota; Metazoa; Chordata; Testudines; Cheloniidae
Gene: ENOSF1
Product: enolase superfamily member 1
Biological process (GO): carbohydrate catabolic process; amino acid catabolic process
Molecular function (GO): magnesium ion binding; L-fuconate dehydratase activity
Source: RefSeq, a predicted model, not a curated record
UCCUCGCGCGGCCGCCGUGGUCUCGAGGCGGGAGGAGGCCGGGCUGGGCUCGGGCCAUGGUGCGGGGCAGGAUCACUGGGCUCGCGGUGAGCGACGUCCGCUUCCCCACCUCCCUGGGGCACCAUGGCUCCGAUGCUAUGCACCCGGACCCUGACUAUUCUGCUGCCUAUGUUGUAAUAGAAACUGAUGCCCGUGAUGGAGUCAAAGGCUAUGGAUUAACAUUUACUUUGGGUAAAGGCACAGAAGUUGUUGUUUGUGCAGUUAACGCUCUCUCCAUUCACGUGGUUAAUAAAGACCUAGAAGAAAUUGUCAGCGAUUUUAGAGGAUUCUACAGGCAGCUCACCAGUGACGGACAGCUCCGAUGGAUUGGUCCAGAGAAAGGUGCUGUGCAUUUGGCUACAGCUGCUGUUCUGAAUGCCGUGUGGGAUUUGUGGGCUAAGCAGGAGGGAAAGCCUCUGUGGAAGUUACUAGUUGACAUGGACCCAAAGCAGUUGUUAUCCUGCAUAGAUUUCAGGUAUAUUACUGAUGCACUAACAGAAGAAGAAGCUCAUGAAAUACUCCAAAAUGGUCGUCUUGGGAAGACGGAAAGAGAAGAGCAAGUGUUAAAGCAUGGAUACCCUGCUUAUACCACGUCUUGUGCCUGGCUGGGCUACCCGGACCAGCAGUUAAAACAGCUAUGCACAGAUGCAUUGAAGGAUGGUUGGACAAGGUUUAAAGUAAAGGUUGGUGCCGAUCUGCAGGAUGACAUUCGUAGAUGCAGACUUAUUAGAGAAAUGAUUGGCCCUGACAAGACACUGAUGCUGGAUGCUAACCAACGAUGGGAAGUGAAGGAAGCAAUAGAGUGGGUCACUAAAUUAGCUGAAUUUAAACCAUUAUGGAUUGAGGAGCCAACUUCUCCCGAUGAUAUUCUUGGACAUGCAGCCAUUUCUAAGGCCUUGGCGCCAUUAGGAAUUGGUGUGGCAACAGGAGAACAAUGCCACAAUAGAGUGAUAUUUAAGCAGCUCCUACAGGCUAAGGCCCUGAGCUAUCUCCAGAUUGACAGCUGCAGGCUGGGAAGUGUGAAUGAAAACUUGUCUGUGUUGCUGAUGGCCAAAAAGUUUCAAAUUCCUGUGUGCCCUCACGCUGGGGGUGUUGGGCUCUGUGAGUUGGUACAGCACUUGAUAAUAUUUGACUAUAUUUCAGUAUCUGGAAGCCUUGAAAACAGGAUGUGCGAGUAUGUAGAUCAUUUGCAUGAACACUUCAAAUAUCCUGUUGUAAUCCAGAAAGCUUCCUAUGUACCACCUCAGGAUGCUGGAUAUUCCACUGAAAUGAAAGAAGAUUCUGUAAGGAAAUUCCAGUUUCCUCAGGGAGAAAUUUGGCAGAAGCUCCUUUCUAAGCCAUAAAGUACUACUGCAUUAAGUCUAACCCUGACAGUUUUCAGGCAGAAGAUUAAAUUUCCCAAGCUGUUCAUGCCCUAUUGUUAGGUGAUGAUACAAGAUUUCAGCUGCCAGUAAAUGCUUUUGUGUCACCAGGCAAAAACCUUCAGGAAUUAACAUAACACAUAGUCCAGGCUGUUUAAAGAAAUGACUGAGGCCUAUAAUCCAGCAAAGUUGUUAUACUUUAGUGUAACUAAUGGAUAGGCAAUGAACUUCAUUUCUAAAACUAGUCUAGAACUCAGUAACUCUGCAGUAUCUGUUUUCAUAGAUUCCAAGGGCAAAAGGGACCACUGUAAUCACCUAAUCUGACCUCCUGCAUGACAAGCAUUAAAAUUUCCCCAAAAUAAUUUUUUGAACUAUCACACACAUCCACUCUUCUUUUAAAAAUAGCCAGCGUUGGAGCAUCCAACAUGACCCUUGGUAAAUUGUUCCAGUGGAUUUUCUCACAAUAUACUAAAGUAUUUGAAUUUGGAGAUUUAAAAUAAAAUUCUUUACUGUC